Molecule: messenger RNA, 1995 nt
Organism: Melanotaenia boesemani (Boeseman's rainbowfish)
Lineage: Eukaryota; Metazoa; Chordata; Actinopteri; Atheriniformes; Melanotaeniidae
Gene: pgk1
Product: phosphoglycerate kinase 1
Exons: 11
Coding region: 101-1354 (417 amino acids)
Biological process (GO): glycolytic process; gluconeogenesis
Cellular component (GO): cytosol
Molecular function (GO): ADP binding; phosphoglycerate kinase activity; ATP binding
Source: RefSeq, a predicted model, not a curated record
UCACUGCUGUCAUUCGGUAGCUAACCAGCCGUUAGCCGGAGUAGGCGGGGAAGGAGCUCAGUCAGGAAGGUGGACGAAAGAACCAACGAAGCCAAGCAACAUGUCUCUGUCUAACAAACUCACCCUGGAUAAAGUGGAUGUCAAUGGGAAGCGGGUCGUUAUGAGAGUCGACUUCAACGUUCCCAUGAAGGACAAACAGAUCACAAAUAACCAGAGGAUCAAGGCAGCCGUUCCCACCAUUAAACAUUGUCUGGACAAUGGGGCCAAGUCGGUCGUGCUGAUGAGCCACCUGGGCCGCCCCGACGGGAACUUCAUGCCCGAGAAAUACUCCCUGGAGCCUGUUGCUGCUGAGCUCAAGACCCUUCUGGGAAAGGACGUCACCUUCCUGAAGGACUGUGUGGGUCCUGAUGUGGAAACCGCCUGCGCUAACCCUGCUACCGGAUCCGUCAUCCUGCUGGAGAACCUCCGCUUCCACGUCGCAGAGGAAGGAAAAGGCAAGGACGCCUCUGGAAACAAGACUAAGGCCUCCCAGGAGCAGAUUGACUCCUUCAGGGCUUCUCUGUCCAAACUGGGAGACGUUUAUGUCAACGAUGCCUUCGGCACGGCUCACAGAGCUCACAGCUCCAUGGUGGGAGUGAAUCUCCCGCAGAAGGCAGCUGGUUUCCUCAUGAAGAAGGAGCUCGACUACUUUGCCAUGGCCCUGGAGAAACCUCAGAGGCCCUUCCUGGCCAUCCUGGGAGGAGCGAAGGUGAAAGAUAAGAUCCAGCUGAUCAACAACAUGCUGGAUAAGGUCAACGAGAUGAUCAUCGGCGGCGGCAUGGCCUUCACCUUCCUCAAAGUCCUCAACAACAUGGAGAUCGGUACCUCUCUGUACGAUGAGGAAGGAGCCGGCAUCGUCAAAGACCUGAUGGCCAAAGCGGAGAAGAACAGCGUGAAGAUCACGCUGCCCGUCGACUUCAUCACUGCUGACAAGUUCGACGAGAACGCCACCACCGGCACUGCGACAGUCGCUGCUGGCAUCCCUGCCGGCUGGAUGGGUCUGGACUGUGGACCAGCGAGCUCUAAGGCCUUUGCAGAUGCCGUUGGCAGGGCCAAGCAGAUUGUGUGGAACGGUCCUGUUGGUGUGUUUGAGUGGGACAACUUUGCCAAGGGGACGAAGAACCUCAUGGACAAAGUGGUCGAAGUGACCAAGUCGGGCUGCAUCACGAUCAUCGGUGGGGGCGACACCGCCACCUGCUGCGCCAAGUGGGACACAGAAGACAAAGUCAGCCAUGUCAGCACAGGAGGCGGAGCCAGUCUGGAGCUGCUGGAGGGUAAGCUCCUGCCUGGCGUGGACGCCCUCAGCAGUGUCUAAACCUCCCAUCGGCUGGAGUAUGUCUCAGUGUGUGUGUGUGUGUGUAUGUGUGUGUGUGAGAGAGGUGGGUAGCUCCUCAACCAGACUCCUGUUUGCUCCUGAAACAUCCCAGAAGUUUCAAACACACCCCACCUUCACCCCGCAGCCGUUUCAUCCUCAGAGGUGACUGCCUCCUCUCUGACCUGUCAUUGCCGAGUGUUCUGCCUUACAUCAACAUGCUGCUUCUGGACAAACUCCUGCGGACGAACCUCGACGGGCUCAUUUUUGACCUUUUUUAAGACAAAAAGGACAAACCUGGAAAGGCAGAGUUUGUGUUUUUCUGUUUAAACACUGUCCAGAGUUGAAACAGGUGGACGUGCUCGGCUUCUUGUAUAACACGAGGACUCGUCUGCGUUAACCCGUCAAGACUUAAAGACUGGCUCUAGUGUGUGUGUGUGUGUGUGUGUGAGUGUGUGAGAAUGUGUUAUGCAUAGCCACCCCAGGACUGUCCCUGCAGCAUCGUUAGUGUCUCCAUGUAGAAACGGUUAAUGUGGUGUGUAGAUGUUAAUUUGUCUGACGCUGACGUCGGUUCAUCCGUCUGAGCCGCUUCCGACCGGGACGUGUCAGCUGACCUGUUCUGGCCAAUAAAACUGUAUGUAAAA